GCCAGUGGCAAAAAGGGGGCAUCGGCUCAGGAGGAGGAGGAGGAGGGCGAGAUGGGCCGCCUUCUUCCGCAAGCCCUGCUCAGGUCUGUAAACGACGGAUCCACAUUCAAAGGAUUUUGGUUGUGUUCCAGCCUGUUGGGAGGAGGAUCAUGUCCAGGACUCCGCAGAAGCCAAAGCAGUUGACAGAAAUAACAGAUGCCAGAGGGAAGGAAAGCCAGGACAACCCCAAGAUUUUCCCCUGCAGCCAAUGAGGCAGCAGCAUUUGAAAGCAAACAGCCAAUCUAGACUAACAUCUGGCAGUUCACCAUCAAAAAAGAACAUAAUUAGUCGACAGAUCAUCCACAAUGACUUCCUGGAGCCCCGUGACCAUGAUUCAACAGCUUUGACAAAGAACGGCAUCACUACCUAUCCUGCAGCAGUCCUGAGGAGCAACACAGACAAACCCAGCAAGGAGAAGGCCAGGCAACAUGGCAAGUGGCUUCAGACCCAAAGAGCCCACAGCCUAAAUAGCCCUGUACGGUCUAUCAAAUCUGUGGCAACGGCAGCUCCUUUCCAAGAUCUCUGGCUUUCCAAAGAGAAGUCUCUUUCCAAGAAAAGUCGGAUUUUAUUAAGAGCCGCUGGUGCAACUGAUCUCAAGGGCAAGAGGCAGUACAGUACUAUCUCUAGAAAAUUUCUGGCACAGUGGCAACAAGAUACCCACAGCAGAAACAGAUUGGCCCAAAAGAUAGUGUGCCCUGUAUUUUGGACAGAUGAAGUGGGCAUGUGGAGUGCACAAGGGGGAGAGUCUGUCCAUCCCCUUAGGGGAGCCACGCUCUUCAGCAGAACCCUUGCUAUUGUCAUUUCAACAGCUAAUAAAACAUACUGCUUCCUCUAAAGGCAUUUCCCUC
Molecule: messenger RNA, 887 nt
Organism: Pogona vitticeps (central bearded dragon)
Lineage: Eukaryota; Metazoa; Chordata; Lepidosauria; Squamata; Agamidae
Source: RefSeq, a predicted model, not a curated record